Messenger RNA from Rotaria sp. Silwood2, 342 nucleotides. Lineage: Eukaryota; Metazoa; Rotifera; Eurotatoria; Philodinida; Philodinidae. The record is from the annotation of a GenBank genome assembly.
AUGGAAACUUUAAGCAAAGUACAAGUUGAAUUAGCAGGCUAUUGUACAUCGGAUGCUGUAAUUCAGAAAAGCUCAGAGCUAACAAAAAAGUUAGCCGAUAUAGUUAAAACGAUUUUGGAACGAAAUGAAUUUAACGAUGUUAGCCAAUAUUUUAUCAAUCCACCGAAAGACUUUAUAGCUAAAUUAAAAAUGGUUGCUUCACAUGGGCGUGCUAAAUUUAUACAAGCACAUAACUCGAUGGUAGGAAAAAUCAGACAAGCUUUUAGUUUAGCUAUUGAAGCAGCUCGUAAAGCCCCUUUUAGUGAGCGUUCUAUGCGAAUUCGUUCAUUGAACUAUGCAUGA